This is a messenger RNA of Hippoglossus stenolepis (Pacific halibut), 6256 nucleotides long. RefSeq names its product collagen, type IV, alpha 2 (gene col4a2). The transcript has 48 exons. Gene Ontology annotation, cellular component: collagen trimer. Gene Ontology annotation, molecular function: extracellular matrix structural constituent. Bases 246 to 5267 code for a protein of 1673 amino acids. Lineage: Eukaryota; Metazoa; Chordata; Actinopteri; Pleuronectiformes; Pleuronectidae. The record is from RefSeq and is a predicted model, not a curated record.
UACAAACACUCUGACUUCUCUCGGUAACGUUAAGGGACUACGCUGCACACUUUGGCUGAUUUUGUGACAAUAUUUUGAGAAGCGGGGCUUUUUUUUUUGGUGCCACGGUUGUUCCGGUUACCUGGAAGUUUUCAGUCCGGGAGCCCGCGCAUCUCUUCCCCUUGAGAUCUCGACUGGGGUGACUGUCAUGCUGUAGAAGAAUCUGCGGCGUGGGACUAAAGUUUGCGGUGCGCGUAAGAGGAACCAUGCAGGGCCAACACACCGGAGGACUGAAGAGCCUGAGGCUGCUGCUUCUGUGCCUCUUCUGCGCCAUCCUUGUCUCAGGAGCGCACGCGGGUGGGAAGAAGCACAGCGGCCCCUGCGGAGGAAGAGACUGCAGCGGAGAUUGUAAAUGUUUCCCAGAGAAGGGUGGCAGGGGUCAACCUGGGCCUGUUGGUCCCCAGGGUCCACACGGGCCUACGGGAAGACCAGGUGAUCACGGCAUCCAAGGACAAAAGGGCCACAAAGGCGACGGUGGCCGUGGUGGCAUCAUAGGUCCUAAAGGAAGCGUGGGACAAACCGGCGUUCCUGGGUUUUCAGGAAACGAUGGCAUACCUGGACACCCAGGACAAGCUGGGCCCAGAGGGAGGCCAGGUGCUGACGGUUGUAACGGGACAAAGGGAGACUCAGGUUUAUCGCGACAACCUGGUUAUAAUGGCUCACCUGGUUUUCCUGGACAAUCCGGCAGGAAGGGAGAGAAGGGAGACUCUCUGGAGCUGAGUGUGUACAUGCAGCGUUUCAGGGGAGAUCCCGGCACACCAGGGAUGCACGGAAUAUUUGGGCCUCCAGGAAAGCCAGGAUGGCAGGGUAACAGAGGCUUCCCAGGACCAAAGGGUCCCCCAGGGGGUCCAGGUCCACGAGGACCAAAGGGCACCAUGACCAAAGUGUUUAAAGGAAUCAGAGGAGACCAAGGGGACAUUGGACUUCCAGGCGUGCAAGGAAACUCCACUCAUCCUCAUUCUGGGCCCCCCUACGGACCCCACUAUGGAGUCAAGGGAAGUCCUGGAGAAAAAGGUCUGAAAGGAGAAAGCGGAGAUGUGGACCAAGGAGAAACUGGUGUAAUGGGAUUCACUGGAUCACGGGGUGAACCUGGCGCAGAUGGCAGACCUGGACCAAGGGGGGAUUCUGGUGACGCAGGACCAAGAGGCAGAGAUGGAUAUAAGGGAGUCAGAGGUGAACCAGGAGAGCUGAUCACAUCUGGAUCCUCAUGGUCUCCAGCAGCUGGACCUCCGGGUCCCUUUGGUGAGCGGGGUCCACAUGGAGAGAGGGGCCCAGUAGGAGAUCAAGGCUUCCCCGGACCCACAGGACGUCCUGCCUCUGACACACAGCAACAAGUGUGGGACUUUUUCGGGCCAUUUGGCAUAAAGGGGGAACAAGGAGAGAAGGGCCCAGAAGGGGGACCAGGGAGCCCUGCAGUCAGUGUAGGACCCCCAGGGGCCAAGGGGCGCCCAGGGUCCAUGGGCUCUCGAGGACGCACACAAACAUGGGAUGAGGUCUUUAAGGGGGCUCCAGGCGGGAGAGGAAGGCCCGGCAACGCAGGCUAUAAAGGAGUGAAAGGUGACCAUGGAGAAUGUGAGUGCAGUGUUGUAAACUCUCCAUCGGGACCACCUGGCCCUGUUGGGAAUCCAGGUGAUCCUGGGAUGACGGGAGAGUUCGGUCAGGAGGGUGAUUCAGGAGACCCAGGUCCCCAGGGCAAUGAUGGGUCCACUGGCUCUUCUGGGUUCAAUGGGGAACCGGGGCCAAAAGGCCAAAAAGGAAAAGCAAGUGUGGCCACACAGAAAGGAUAUCCUGGAGAUCUGGGGGAUCCUGGAAGAGACGGUGAGCCGGGAGCACAAGGUGUUCCAGGCCUAAACGGUUUACCUGGUUUCCCUGGUAGCCAAGGUCCUCCGGGAGAAGGUCCCUGGGGAGAACGUGGAGACAAAGGUUUCCUAGGUCUACCUGGUCAACCCGGUGUAGCCGGGCAGAGGGGAGAGCCAGGUGCCGUCCUUGGGGCCCUCAAAGGCCAGCGUGGUUUACCUGGUGAUGACGGUCUUGCAGGCUAUCAUGGAGUUCCUGGAACAACUGGCAGUCCAGGCGGCUGUAGUCCGACAGGAGCUGGAGGACAGGUGGAUGUAACAGGUCCUUGUAAUACACUUCCAGGACCUCCUGGGCAGCCUGGACUUCCAGGACCCACUGGAUUACCAGGUUUCCAAGGUCUACAAGGCCAAAAAGGACCACGGGGUAUACUUGGAGUUCACGGAGAGAAAGGAGAAACAGGAGAGCAAGGCGUGGGUGGCCGUCCUGGACCACCAGGUUUUGCCGGCCCACGUGGUGAAGUGGGAUUUCCUGGCAGCAUAGGUUCACUUGGUGUCCCUGGUUCAUCCGGUAUGCCCGGGCGACACGGGGCACAAGGUGAGAAGGGUUUUCAUGGAGAGAUCAUCGGGGCUUCACCUGGAGGCAGCGGUGAUUCUGGGCUGAUUGGGCUUCAAGGAAAUAAGGGCCAGACUGGGAAUCAAGGAGAUCCCGGAUAUCCAGGAAUGGGUGGCAUGCCUGGAAUGAUUGGCUUCAAAGGAGAGAGUGGACCUAGAGGACUGCAGGGGGAGCAAGGGAGGCCUGGGCCUGCUGGCAAGUAUGGCUACCCAGGUGAUCCUGGGCAAGCAGGUCAACCUGGGCCUCAUGGUACUACUGGACAGCCAGGUUUCACUGGAGAGAGGGGAAGUGAAGGAGAAUCAGGCCCUCCAGGUCCCAUCGGAUUAAAAGGAAUGCCUGGGGGGUACGGUGAUGACGGUGUCCUUGGAGAGUAUGGCUCAUCUGGUAAUCCUGGAGAGCCAGGUGCAGAUGGACGCCCAGGAGCCCCAGGAAUGAAGGGAUAUAAAGGAUCUUCCGGCAUGUCAGGCUUCGAGGGGAGCAGGGGUUAUCCCGGGGGGAAGGGCUUCGGGGGGCUGCAAGGAGAACCUGGAGUGCCAGGCCAAGUCGGCCUAAAAGGAGUGACAGGUCAAAGUGGACUGAAGGGUGAACGUGGUGUGAGUGGUCAAUCAGGGGAGAAGCCUCAGAUCCCUGCCAAGAUGAUUGUUGACAUGAAGGGUGUCAAGGGAGAGCGCGGACAUCGAGGAAAUCAAGGUUUCAUCGGGCCAAGAGGUUCUAAGGGUUUUCACGGUUUGCCUGGCAGCGGGGGAACUCAUGGUUUACCUGGAGAUCCCAGCAAUGACAAAGGAUACUACGGAGAUCCAGGUGCACAGGGGCUCCCUGGGAUCAAGGGAAUGCCAGGCCCGACUGGCAAUCGAGGAAUUUCAGGUUUUCAAGGAAUGUCGGGAAACAGGGGAAUUAAAGGAAGUCCCGGUGCCUAUGGUGCAACAGGAGACAAAGGCAGGAAGGGGGUCAGAGGUGAUAAAGGUCUUCAUAUAGACCUUCCAGGACCCACCGGACUGAGAGGAGAGGACGGCUUCCAAGGAGUUCUCGGCCAAACAGGACUGAUUGGAUACACUGGGGACAGGGGUGUUACUGGUUUUGAUGGUAUUGAAGGGAAAAAGGGCUAUUCAGGUGUUCCAGGAAUAUCAGGACAAGGAGGCUCAGACGGGCAGAGGGGAACUCCUGGUAACCAGGGUCAAAAAGGCUUUCCUGGAAUUCCUGGAGAAGAUGGCCGCCCGGGUUUUCCUGGGUUUCCAGGCAACAAAGGUUUCAUUGGCCUGAAGGGCCUGUAUGGAUUACAUGGACUGAAAGGACAGAAGGGUAUCCCAGGAACACCAGGUCUGGAUAUCGUUGGACCAGCUGGCGAGCCCGGAGUCAAAGGAGGAAAGGGAGAGAGCGGUGACCCCAACAGCCAGCUGGGCUUUCCAGGAACUGUGGGUUUGAAAGGCUUCCAGGGAACUCUAGGGGACCAGGGUCAUCCAGGGCCACCAGGAUUCCGGGGCCCCACUGGACCAGAUGGGACCCCAGACAGGCCAGGAGAGAGUGGGGACCCUGGUUUUAUAGGACGUGAAGGAUUACCAGGUUUCCCUGGACCAAGAGGAUUUCCCGGCGUGGACGCUCCCCCUGGAGAAAAGGGCAUAUCAGGAAGUAAUGGGUAUCCUGGAGUUAAUGGUGUAAAAGGAUCCAAAGGAUAUCAAGGUUCAGUUGGAUUCAGGGGGCCUAGUGGUGUUUCUGGGAAGAAAGGUGUGAAAGGGGGGCAAGGGAUGAUGGGAGUUCCUGGUCAUACUGGAGUGAAGGGAGAAAGAGGACCAGUUGGUCCAAAAGGAAACACUGGGGAACCAGGUUACCGUGGGUACCCAGGAAGCCAGGGUCCUGCUCCACUUCCCGAAAGAGUCCCGGGAGAGAGGGGCCCUGCAGGACCACAGGGUUUCCAUGGACCGGUGGGGGUGAGAGGGGAUAUAGGGCCACAGGGUCCUCCUGGUGAUGCAGGUUUCAUGGGACCCAUUGGGCAGAAGGGCAUGCCCGGGAUCAGUGGAACACCAGGAACAUCUGGAUUCCGUGGAGAGGUCGGAAGAAUGGGCCACCCCGGUCUGCAAGGCAUGGAAGGUCGCCGUGGCAGCCCUGGGAUCUCCGGGUUACCUGGCAUGGCGGGCCGCAGUGUCAGUGUCGGCUACUUACUGGUGAAGCACAGUCAGUCAGAACAGACGCCCAUGUGUCCAGUGGGUAUGUCCAAACUGUGGAACGGCUACAGUCUGCUGUACCUCGAGGGCCAGGAAAAAGCCCACAACCAGGACCUCGGUUUGGCCGGCUCCUGCCUCCCCCGCUUCAGCACCAUGCCUUUCCUCUACUGCAAUCCUGGAGACCUGUGUUACUACGCCAGCAGAAAUGAUAAAUCCUACUGGCUGUCGACAACGGCUCCUCUUCCCAUGAUGCCCGUGGAAGAGGGAGAAAUUAAACCCUACAUCAGCCGCUGCUCGGUAUGUGAAGCUCCGUCAGUUGCCAUCGCAGUCCACAGCCAGGACAUCACCAUCCCACAGUGUCCGGCCGGCUGGCGCAGCCUGUGGAUCGGUUACUCCUACCUCAUGCACACAGCAGCAGGAAACGAGGGCGGAGGUCAGUCCCUGUCAUCGCCCGGCUCCUGCCUGGAGGACUUCCGCACGACACCGUUCAUCGAGUGUAACGGAGCCAAAGGGACGUGCCACUACUUCGCUAACAAGCAGAGCUUCUGGCUAACCUCCAUCGAUCAGUCGUUCCACGCUAACCCAGCAUCAGAGACUCUGAAAGCAGGCCAGCUCCUGUCACGCAUCAGCCGCUGCCAGGUCUGCAUGAAGAACUUGUGAGAGACUCCGCAGAAACAAAAAGAAAUUGAUCCGUCGACGGUGGUCUUGUGUUAUCUCUCUAUCCACGAUAUACCAAAACCAAAGUGAGGGAUCUGAAAUACCGAAUUGAAAUCAAUGCAAACGGAGCUAAACCCUCUCCCAUAGAGCUCAGAUAUACAAUGACUGUGUGAUUCCUUGAGCUUUGAGUGAAACGUCCCACUGUAGAUAAAUCAGAAGCCACAUAACGAAGCCAACAACAUUAAUGGGAGAAGUAUUUUAUAUUAAAUGUGGAUUGGUGCUUACUGUUUUAACUUAUUACCUCAGCUACUAUGACACAGAUCAGACACCGUACAGCUGAACCAAAGAGGCCUGUGUGUAUGCACCGCUUCAGUUUAUCUAGAUGUUUUUAUUGUUUAUAGGGCCAUAAAACCACUGACCCCACUUCUCAGCCAUAUGAUGAGUGUCAUCUGAGGUCUCACUAUACCGCUUUUAUUCCAAUGCUCUUACAAAACCUAUUUUUAUAAUACGACACUUGUUUUACGCAUUUCCUUUAUCCGACUACUGCAAAAGUAGCACCGCAGCUCUUUUAUUUUUCUUGCACCGAAUGUUCAUACAAUGCACUGAUUCUCUUUGUAUUUAAACCAGCUGAACCAACUUGACCCAGGUCCCUAAGAGUUUUAAAUGUAUGCCUUAUCUAACAUGACUCACGCCACACUCCCUUUUCCUUUACAAAUCUACUAAUUAUUUAACCGCUGGCAACAGAACAGAACGUGAACAGCCUCGAUCAAAGGUCUGACUGCAGCAAAUCCUCGGUCUGGUCCCUGAUCCGGGGUUGUUAGUAUUUCACCCAAUUUAGAAAGUAGGUCAAAUGUUCCACUUCAUCUACAUUCACUUGUUUGGAAAUAAACAGUUUGAUGCGAAUGGAAAAACACUGACAUUUGUUUUAACUGCAAUGUAAUUAUGUUAAUUUCCUUUCAUUGGACUGUAAAAAAUAAAUAUUGUUUGUUAUA